This is a messenger RNA of Phycomyces blakesleeanus NRRL 1555(-), 2463 nucleotides long. RefSeq names its product chitin synthase. NCBI's taxonomy places the organism in Eukaryota, Fungi, Mucoromycota, Mucoromycetes, Mucorales, Phycomycetaceae. The record is from RefSeq and is a predicted model, not a curated record. Gene Ontology annotation, cellular component: cell septum; cell periphery. Gene Ontology annotation, molecular function: chitin synthase activity. The transcript has 8 exons. The coding region runs from base 1 to 2463 and encodes 820 amino acids.
AUGUCUGUACCAGCCAGACCUUCCAAUCCUGCUUACUCACAGAGUAUACACUAUCGCAACCCAGUAGGGUCUGCAUCAGGAUUUCACGAAGCCUAUAUUGCUGCACCUUUAGUUGGCGGAUUUCAUCCUGGCUUGAUAUCUCGUCCACACCACUACUCGGACGCCAGUAACUAUCCUCUUGUCAACAAUGACACACAGGAUACAGCAACAGCAGCAGCAGCAGCAAACACAGCCCGUCGUCGAGCUACACGACAAUUGAAACUUACAAAAGGCAAUCUUAUUAUAAAUUGCCCGGUUCCUGACCGACUCUUACUGUCUGUUCCUCGAAAGGACGAAGAAUUCAGGACGAUGCGAUACACAGCUGCAACCUGCGAUCCUGAUGACUUUCAGAAACAGGGCUACACUUUACGCCAGCAGCAAUAUCAACGUGAAACAGAACUUUUUAUUGUAAUCACUAUGUACAAUGAAGACGAAAUAUUAUUUACUCGUACAAUGCACGGUGUGAUGAAGAAUAUUUCGUAUCUCUGCAGUCUUCCGAAUUCUCCUGUUUGGGGACCUGAUGGGUGGCAAAAGGUGGUUGUUUGCAUUGUUGCAGAUGGGCGUGAGAUUAUCAACAAACGUGUUCUGCAUGUCUUGGCAUCCAUGGGAAUUUAUCAGGCAGGCAUAGCAAAAAACAUGGUGGAAGACAAACCAGUGACAGCACAUAUUUAUGAAUUUACUACACAAAUAUCAAUAGACUCUGACAUGAAGCUUAGAGGAGCAGACAAGGGGAUUGUUCCUGUACAAAUCCUGUUUUGCUUAAAAGAAAAAAACGCAAAGAAAAUCAACUCCCAUCGCUGGUUUUUCAAUGCAUUUGGGCCCCUACUGCUACCCAAGAUAUGUAUAUUACUUGAUGUGGGCACACGGCCCGGAAAUGUGAGCAUCUACAAACUCUGGAGAACCUUUGAACGAAAUCGAAAUAUUGGUGGUGCAUGUGGAGAAAUCAGGGCCAUGCUUGGGGUAGGGUUUAAGCAGCUUCUGAAUCCACUGGUGGCUGCACAGAAUUUUGAAUACAAGAUGUCAAACAUCCUCGACAAACCCCUCGAGAGUGUCUUUGGCUAUAUUUCUGUUUUGCCAGGCGCCUUUUCGGCCUAUCGUUACCAGGCCCUUCAGAACGACAUCAAUGGCCACGGUCCACUCGAAAAAUACUUUCAUGGCGAAGAUUUACAUAGUAGUGCAAAGCAGCCCAAGCUUUUUGAGGCAAACAUGUAUCUGGCUGAAGAUCGCAUAUUGUGUUUUGAGCUGGUAGCCAAGCGAGGCGAACGGUGGCUUCUCGAAUACUGUCAGAGUGCCUUUGCAGAAACUGAUGUUCCUGAACAGCUACCUGAAUUUAUUUCUCAGCGGAGACGUUGGCUCAAUGGCAGUUUCUUUGCCGGUGUUUAUGGAAUUUGGCAUUUCCCGUCGAUCUUGAAAAGUAACCACUCCUUAUUCCGUAUGGGACUGCUUUGCAUCGAGAGUGUGUACAGUUUUAUCAGUCUUUUGUUUGGCUGGCUCUCAUUAGGAAAUUUUUAUAUUACUUUUUACUUUAUCACCAAGAGUCUCGAGGAUCCUACAGUCGAUCCAUUUGGUAAUGGGCGGGGUACACACAUAUCAAGUGUGAUUAGAUAUGGAUACCAGUUUCUUCUUAUUAUUGUAUUUAUUUGUUCGAUUGGUAACCGACCCCAAGGGUCAAGAAUCUUAUUUAUACUGUGCCUCGUAGGGUUUGCAGUAAUUAUGUGUUACAUGCUGUUUGCCGCGGCUUGGCUGGUCUACAAGGCUAUUUCAUAUUCUGGAAUUGAGUGGACACCCAAUGCUGGAACAAAUCUUGCCCUAUUACUGGCUAAUCAGGGUCUUCGUAACAUGCUUUUGUCUUUGAUGGCUACGUAUGGACUAUAUUUUAUAUCCAGCAUUCUAUAUGGUCAACCGUGGCAUAUGUUGACUAGCUUCUUACCGUACCUUUUACUUUUACCAUGUUAUGUCAACAUAUUGUCUAUAUAUGCGUUUUGCAACACACAUGAUGUGAGCUGGGGGACCAAAGGUGAUAAUGGAAUUGCAAAGGACUUGGGGGUUGUCAAGGUAUCCAACGACAGCCAGGGAGUAGAGACUGUUGAAAUUGAAUUACCGGCAGACCAACUCGACAUCAAUCUUGAAUACGAAGAAGCUUUACUUGCCUUUGAGAACAAGCCAAUCAAUCCCAAGAGCUCUUUUCACCAAACCCAAGAUGAUUACUACCGCUCUUUCCGAACCCAUUUGGUCUUGAUUUGGAUUGCCUGCAAUGCCCUUUUAAGCGUGUGUAUCACCUCUACCAAAUUCGACACAAUUUAUCAAGAGUCUAUCGGGACCACUUACAUGUCAGUCAUUCUAUGGGUGAAUACUGGUCUAGCAGCGUUUCGUUUCUUAGGCUCUUUUACCUACCUAAUACUUCGUUUAUUUUCAUCUGUAUAA